Babesia bovis T2Bo is the source of this 1228-nucleotide messenger RNA. RefSeq lists its product as uncharacterized. The coding region runs from base 47 to 1189 and encodes 380 amino acids. Lineage: Eukaryota; Apicomplexa; Aconoidasida; Piroplasmida; Babesiidae. The transcript has a single exon. The record is from RefSeq and is a predicted model, not a curated record.
UGAUUCUACGUAAUCUCUUGCAGAAUAACACCCAGGAUUCGGUUUCAUGGUUGUAAUGGAUUACGAUUAUGACCUUAGGGAGGUGUGUGACGUCCUUGAGGGCGAAUUCUCAGCCCAUAAGAGUACCUGUGCAAUUGUACAUGAGGGUGACGAUGCUAAGUGUGUAGCUUAUGCUGUACACUUGAUUGGCGUCGUUCUCAAUUGCACGGAUAUGUUUGAUGAUAAACAUAUCCUUUUGCUAUGCAAGCGUACUGCUUGGGAGGCAGCGAUGUCAGCAAAUUAUAUCAACAUAGAUAUAUUGACCAAUUGUAGCCAUCCUUGUCCAUAUAUCAACAAUAACCUUAAAAAGGUCGAAUAUCGCAACACACUGCUAGAUUGUAUCAUUAGUCAUGCAUUUGGAUUAGAUGCUUUGGUAAACUGUGCUCCUACGUCCAACGAUUUUGAAGGUGCUGGGUCCGACAACGUUGGCACAAAUACAUCCAAUUUGGGAAGUGAUAUGCAUACUGAACUAUGUAGCAGCGUCGGAGAUUACACUGGUACAACAUCAAGCGGAACUCUAGAAGAACAUGGGCGUUCUAUGUCUCAAUCGCGCUUUCGAGCUUUUCUACAGCAUAUAGCGGAAUCUGACCAGGCCAGGGAACUUGCCAUCGACGGAUUGAUUGUACGAUUUGUGGACAAUGGGCCAUGUAAAUUCUUUGGUAAUUUUGCACCUGUGGAAUUCAAUCGAUUUGUGGAGCCUGAAAUGGAGACGAAGUGGAACUUUAUCCAGGGUGCUAAUGAAAUGUGUUCGCACCCUGAUAAGAUUGGUAUGACUGUUGUAGCUGGGCUUUCACAUAUGAAUUUAAACAAAAAAUCAAAACCCCCCGCCCCAAUAAAGACAAAGAGUAAAUAUAAUCAAUACAAAAAAGUAAAGCAAGAACCUGAAAAACCACAACGUCAUCCAUUUGAUGAUACAGACAAUCAAUCAUGGGAACAUGUAGCACUUAAGCGUGCAAUGUUAAGAGGAUAUGCACUGUGCAUCACCGUCACACUCAAUGCGUUGGAUAUCAAUCUGGCAAGGUCAAAGUCCCAGCCGUUGAGUAUACCGAAAUUCUACCUGAUAGAAUCCUUGCCUAAAGAGCAUAGCGACCAUGCAUCGUUUACUAGGUUUUUACGCAGUAGAUUUCAGCAUCUUUACAAACUCGGAUAACUUUUUCUAACCCUUUUGGCUAAUUUCGAAGUCUUUUGC